UGCUUCAUAAUAAUCCACGUUGACUGCAUCCAUCACUUAUGCUGGUUUGUGCAGUAUAUAACUGUCAGUAGCUUCGGGGCUUCUUCUCUGCAUCACCAUCAGUUCGUAGAACUUGUAUGCAAAGUUCACACGGCUGGGCAAGGUUCCCAGAUGAAGAAAUCUUGUGAUUGCUGCAGAAGAUAUGUGGACCAUUUGAAUGGAAAGAUGAAAUGUUUCCACUUACAGAUGCGUGCUGAUUUUGAGCAUAGCAUGAUCAUACCAAACAAGUUCUUGAACCAAUUUGGAGGGAAGAUAUCAAGAACCAUUGAACUAGAAUCCCCCAAGGGUAACGUGUAUGUUGUCAAAGUUACCAAGCACAUGAACAAGACUGUUCUCCAGUGCGGACGGGAGGCAUUUGCAGAUGCCCAUCAGAUAGAAGAGAGUGACUCCCUAUUGUUCCGUCACAUUGAGAAUUCCCGCUUUGAGGUUACAUUCCUUGAUUCUGAUGGAUGUGAGAAAGUAUUUUCCUGUGCUGGCAAAAAAAUGGCAUCUAGUGCUCGAGAAAUAAAUGUAGAUCAUAUCGAUAUUUCAAGCAGCAGUCAAGAUGAUUCCACACAAUCCUCAGGGGGUGAAAGACGCCGUGACAAUCUGCGUGGUAAAACUGCGAAAUUGGCAGCAUCAUCUUCAUCUGGGGAAUCAGGAGAGGAGGCCACUGAGAGCAGUACUUCUGAACAUGAAUUAUUUGAUGAUCUGGUUGAUCCUCAGACACCUGCAGUGCCUGGUUAUAUCUUGUCGCGUGGGACUAGUCUAUCUGCAGCACAGGAGGAAAAAAUAGAUAUGCUUGUGGAGGAUAUUCGACCUGAAGUUCCUCUAUAUGUGACUACCAUUAAGCAUAGCAAUGUUAAUUCACAUCACCCUACUCUUGUAAUUGCUAAGAAUUAUGCAUCUGAACACUUUCGACGUACAAGUCAAACCAUCACUCUUAAGUGUCAAGGCAAGAACAAGAAGUGGCAUCCCAGGUUUUACAUUAGGAAAGAUCAAGUUGGGUACAUCCUUCAAGGGCAUUGGAUAGACUUCGUUCGCAACCAUUUGGAGGAGGGAGAUAUCUGCGUCUUUCACCUAAGAAAGUUUACUGGGAGAAAAUUCAGAGCAACAGUCCAUCUACUCUGUGAAACAAAAUCUCACUCCUUAGGCACACUCCGCGCUAGUCCUAAAAGAAUUGACUCAAGAGAUUGCAGAAUGAGACCAAGAGUGACUGGUGCCAGACGAGCAAGCUCGAAUGAAGACAGGAGAGGGACAAACGGCAUUUCGACAACCGGUUUCAAGGAGGAACUAGAUGAUGAUCAAUGCAACAACAAUCAAGGAAAGCGCCAGGAACCUCUCGGUUUCGAUGACUCUGGUGGAAGCUCUAAGCAUUACGUUUUGUCAGAUAGAGCUUCCCUGACUGCGGAACAAAUGACGAAAGUGGAAGAGAUUGUUCACUCCAUUCAAUCUGAUGUUCCCAUUUAUGUGUCAAUAAUGAGCAAAAUCAACGUUGGUACCGACGGGCUCUACAUUAUAACCAUACCAUACAAAUUUGCACAAAAUUUCAGGGACAAGAUCCAAGGAACCAUCAAACUAAAGGCAUGUAAUGGUAGCACUUGCAGUGUUCUUGUUGCCAAAAGCUCAAAAAAGUUGGUCCUUACAGCAGGGUGGGCCGCAUUUGCCAACUCUCAUGACCUGAAGAUGGGUGACUUUCUGGUAUUCAGAUACAUUGGCAAUUCACAAUUCAAGGUUAAAAUCUUUGAUCCAAGCGGCUGUGUGAAAGCAUCAUCACUCAAUGCUGUCAAAUUUGGCCGGCAUGUCCAAACCAUGCAAGGAGACCCAAUUGAAACCUCAAGCAGCUCCGAUAACCAUCUGAUUGAAAUGGAUGGCACAGACAAAUGCAGCAAGAAGAUGAAGACAGAGAAACCUGCUUCUUCCCCAGAAGAUGAUCAAGAAACACCUGCUUCAAGCAGUGUUGUGUUCUCUCCUCCUACAAAACUGCUAACUGAGGUGCACAGGAUGAAAGUAGAAGAGAUCAAGGCCAGAGCUGUCCAUUCCAAGUACCCUGUUUUUGUGGCUGCCAACAAAGCCAACAUUAGUCGAGUCCCUUGUUAUCUGGCAAUCUGCAGGAACUAUGCCAGCAAAUACCUUCCACGCGAGCACCAAAUGGUAACGCUUCGACGAGGAGGCAAGAGCUGGCAGGUAUGGUUUCGUGUCAACAAGCACGAUCUGAGAAUGCUUUCCAGAGGAUGGAAAAAGUUCGCAGGAGACAAUGGGCUGCAGGUAGUCGACGCAUGCCUCUUUGAACUGCUGAGUGUCGACGAGAACUCGUACACCAUGAACGUCCAUAUCAUUCGCAAGUAGUUACUGCUUCUGUAGAUCUCUUAGGUUGGUGUUUGGUUAGUAUACUAGGUGGAGAUGAGUUGGAUCCAUCUUUGUUUUGCAAGAUGAGUUGGUUCUAUUUUCUGUGGUUUAAGGGAUGAACGUAAGAUGAUUGAACAUGAUUACCUCUCCACAAUAAGUUAGUGAGGCUAUCUCUCACA
This is a messenger RNA of Oryza brachyantha (malo sina), 2546 nucleotides long. Its product is annotated as B3 domain-containing protein Os03g0620500-like. NCBI's taxonomy places the organism in Eukaryota, Viridiplantae, Streptophyta, Magnoliopsida, Poales, Poaceae. The record is from RefSeq and is a predicted model, not a curated record. Gene Ontology annotation, molecular function: DNA binding.